GCCAGUCCCAGCACUCCAUCUCUGGCACACAUGAUGCAGGAGAGGGGAGCUCUGAUGCCUUCAGGAGAACCCCCUAUGCCCAGGCGGAGUGGGUGAGGAGGAGCAAGGAAGACAUGUUUUGAGAGGUGCUCCAAUCCUUAGACACCGAAAAACAAGAACACAGGGUGUCGAGAGAGACUGUAAAUGAAAAUUAUAUAAUACCCAGGACAGGAGGGAGAGCCAGGAGCAAUUUUACAGCCAGAAGUGGAUGAUAAAAGUGAUGGAGGAGCAAACGGAAAUGUUGAAAUCCCUAAUUACACUGCAGGGGCUGUUGAAAAAUGGUGUGAAACGCAAUUGGAAGCCCAUGGAAUGAUGGGACAGAAAAAACUGCAUCAUGGGCUAUUGAGCCCAUACCCAUGUUGCACUGUGAUCCACUCUGUCUUCCCACAACUCCUAGCCGCAGAAGAAUUUGAUGAUGCAGCUAACUUGCUGGCAGGAAACCCAGAUGCCACCACAAUAAGUAUUGAUGAGCCUAAUGAAAACCCCAAGAAUCGGUAUGGCCUUCUGCAAGACUCUAGGAGAGAGGAGGAGGAUGAGUUACUGGGGACUGAUGACUCAGAUAAAACUGAGUUACUUGCAGGACAGAAGAAAAGUGCCCCCUUCUGGACAUUUGAAUACUACCAGACUUUCUUUGAUGUGGAUACAUAUCAGGUCCUAGACAGAAUAAAAGGCUCGGUUUUCCCAAUACCAGGAAAAAACUUUGUAAGACUAUAUAUACGCAGCAAUCCAGAUCUUUAUGGUCCAUUUUGGAUAUGUGCCACAUUAGUCUUUGCCAUUGCCAUUAGUGGUAAUCUUUCAAAUUUCUUCAUCCAUCUGGGUAAACCUGCAUACCGGUAUGUGCCUGAGUUCAGAAAAGUGUCCAUAGCUGCAACAGCUAUCUAUGCUUAUGCUUGGCUGGUUCCUCUGGCUCUCUGGGGAUUCCUUAUGUGGAGAAAUAGCAAAGUUAUGAACAUAGUCUCCUACUCGUUUCUUGAGAUAGUGUGUGUCUAUGGCUAUUCGCUCUUUAUUUAUAUUCCAACAGCUAUUUUGUGGAUUAUUCCACAAAAAGCUGUACGAUGGAUCUUGGUAAUGUUUGCUCUGUGCCUUUCGGGGUCAGUUUUAGUAAUGACAUUUUGGCCUGCUGUUAGAGACGAUAACCGAAGGAUUGCACUGGCUACUAUGGUGACUGUUGUACUUCUUCAUGCCCUGCUUGCUAUUGGUUGUUUGGCAUACUUUUUUGAUGCUCCUGACCUGAAUGUUCUUAUACCUACUGCAGCUGCUCCAAAUGGAACAAUAGUAGCAACAAAGACUCAGUAAAAAGAUUACAAUGCCUGUAUUCCCAUCUGUACAGUAAUUUUAUUUUAGAUAUUUUUUUCACUGAAGAAAAUGGAAAUUGCAAAAAUUGAAAGAGGAAGAGCCAGUACAGUUACAUGACUCAUGGACAUCUAAAUGCUCAUCAGAACACUACUAGACUUCUAAUACUGUUGACCUUAUUCCUUUUACAGGGAUUUUCUUUUUUCUUAAUUUCUGCAUACCUUGCACUCAUUGCAGUGUAUAUCUCAGAAUAAAAUGCUCCAGAGGGUG
Messenger RNA from Dermochelys coriacea (leatherback sea turtle), 1602 nucleotides. RefSeq names its product Yip1 domain family member 1 (gene YIPF1). Gene Ontology annotation, cellular component: Golgi apparatus; membrane. NCBI's taxonomy places the organism in Eukaryota, Metazoa, Chordata, Testudines, Dermochelyidae. Gene Ontology annotation, molecular function: small GTPase binding. Gene Ontology annotation, biological process: vesicle-mediated transport. The record is from RefSeq and is a predicted model, not a curated record. The coding region runs from base 349 to 1335 and encodes 328 amino acids. The transcript is spliced from 10 exons.